Psammomys obesus (fat sand rat) is the source of this 2305-nucleotide messenger RNA. RefSeq names its product palmitoyl-protein thioesterase 1 (gene Ppt1). Gene Ontology annotation, molecular function: palmitoyl-(protein) hydrolase activity. Gene Ontology annotation, cellular component: lysosome. Bases 9 to 929 code for a protein of 306 amino acids. Gene Ontology annotation, biological process: receptor-mediated endocytosis; protein depalmitoylation; nervous system development. The transcript has 9 exons. Lineage: Eukaryota; Metazoa; Chordata; Mammalia; Rodentia; Muridae. The record is from RefSeq and is a predicted model, not a curated record.
UUGCUAAAAUGGCGUCGCCCGGUUCUCGGCUGCUCCUGGCUGCUUUCCUGUUCCCCUGGUGUUGCACGGCGUGGGUGCUGGGGCAUCUGGACGCGCCUUCGCCGCCACCGCUGGUGCUCUGGCAUGGGAUGGGGGACAGCUGUUGCAACCCCAGGAGCAUGGGUGCCAUUAAAAAGAUGGUUGAGAAGGAAAUACCUGGAAUUUACGUCCUCCCUCUAGAGAUUGGGAAGAACAUGAUCGAGGAUAUGGAGAACAGCUUCUUCUUGAAUGUCAAUUUCCAAGUGAAGACGGUGUGUGAGAUUCUAGAAAAGGAUCCAAAGUUGCAGCAGGGCUACAAUGCUAUCGGCUUCUCCCAGGGAGGCCAGUUCCUGAGAGCAGUGGCUCAGAGAUGCCCAACACCUCCCAUGAUCAACCUGAUCUCAGUUGGGGGACAACAUCAAGGUGUCUUUGGAUUCCCUCGAUGCCCAGGAGAGAGCUCUCCCAUCUGUGACUUCAUUAGGAAGACACUCAACACUGGUGCUUACUCCAGAGUUGUGCAAGAACGCCUGGUGCAGGCACAGUACUGGCAUGACCCCAUCAAGGAGGAUGUGUAUCGCAACCACAGCAUCUUCCUGGCAGACAUAAAUCAAGAGAGGAGUGUCAAUGAGUCCUACAAGAAGAACCUGAUGACCCUCAAGAAGUUUGUGAUGGUGAAAUUCCUCAACGAUACCAUGGUGGACCCUGUAGACUCUGAGUGGUUUGGAUUUUACAGAAGUGGCCAAGCUAAGGAAACCAUUCCCCUCCAGGAGACCAGUCUAUACAAAGAGGACCACCUGGGACUAAAGCAGAUGGACAAAGCAGGAAAGCUAGUGUUUCUGGCUAAGGAAGGGGACCAUCUUCAAUUGUCUCGUGAAUGGUUUAAUGAACACAUCAUACCCUUUCUUAAGUGAAGCCCUUGUACUCUGCAGCAGAGUUCAGGAAAGCACAGUUCUUCUAAGCCAUGCAAACAGUUCUUCAUGCACUGAGCUCUAAUCUAGCUUACCACCAGCCCUGCUCUCCUGUUAUCAUCUAACAUGCCCUACUUGGAAAGAUCUAAGAUCUGAAUCUUAUCCUUUGCUGCCUCCUAUCACCAUAUGGUGUUGAAUUCAAAUUUAAUUAGCUAAUAACCAUGGAGAUUGUUUUACAACCUUUCGAUAUGGUUGAGCUCCCUUUUAAGAAAGAGUCUGCUGUUGGCAGAUCAGUAAUUGUGACUAAAGGAGAUGGAAGAAAGUGAAGCAGGGCAACAAGCUUGAGGGCAAAAACCCAUACAAAUUUGGAGCAAAUAAAAGCCUGUUGGUACCCAGUCCUGAGAUGCUCACACAAGCACUUCUCUGCCCUGCUGGUGUGGGCCGCGCUCAGACAGUAUCACCUGUGUGAUGUUUCUAUGUCGGUUAAGGCUGUUUUCCCGUUUAAGUGCUGCCCUCUAGUGGCACCUAGCAGUCACUCCACAAGCCUACUGUCAUGCCCCCACAGAACUCACCUAACCCUCAGUAAUAGAAUUAGCCACAAAAGAGGGAACAGCCAGCAGGGUUGCUUAAGUGAAGAAACGCACUUUUGUUGUUGUUUUUUUGUUACUCUGUUUGAGACAGGGUCUCACUAGCCUGGCUGGCCUGGAACUCACUGUGUAAAGCCGACUGGCUUUGAACUCACAGAGAUACCUGCUUCUGCCUUCUGUGUGCUGGGAUUAAAGGCUUCACCACCACACCCUACAGCAAAGUGUGUCUUAUAUACCAUGAGAUGGUGGGGGAGUGAAAACUAGGUGGCUGUUCUUGGCACUCCAUUCUUGGCUAACUGCCCUUAAUGUUACAAGUGGCAUAAAUGUCACUGACACCACUGCAAAGACUGGGGGAAGCAGUCUGAAGAGAUGGGGCUUUUAUACCUCUACCCUAAGCCCUGUUUACCAGCAUGCUGCACACUGCUGCUGAUUUGGUUCAGGAAAAUGAUUGACGAAUAUUGUAGACUUCCUUUUCCCCCUGGAGACCAACCCACAUUGAAAACUGAUGUUGACUCUUGUGGCUAAAGAAGAACAUCUAUCCACCGCUUCCAGAUUACCUGAGCACGGGCCCUCGAGCACCCAUGCUGGAUGAUUCCUGUGGAGUAGUAGUUUGGAGAAACGAGUGUUUUCAUGAAAGCACCUAUGUCAGCACUGCAGCGUCCACCCGCUGCCAGUUUUUCCUUUUCCUUUCUCAGAACUAUUCAAUAAAAAGAUGAGGGUUAAGGGUAGGAAAUGGGAGGUUCCAUGAAAAUAGCUUUAUAAGGUUGUCUAAAAUAAAGAGUAGUUUUCUUA